Messenger RNA from Gadus chalcogrammus (walleye pollock), 4330 nucleotides. RefSeq names its product cold shock domain containing E1, RNA-binding (gene csde1). The record is from RefSeq and is a predicted model, not a curated record. The transcript has 21 exons. NCBI's taxonomy places the organism in Eukaryota, Metazoa, Chordata, Actinopteri, Gadiformes, Gadidae. Gene Ontology annotation, molecular function: nucleic acid binding. The coding region runs from base 854 to 3511 and encodes 885 amino acids.
UGCGGGCGCUAUGAAAUAUCGCGAGAGCACAAGCCCAAAUCAUUAACCUACGUAAUGUGCCGUGCUGCUUCUAGCGGCGCUGGUGACAGUGCUGAAAGCUGUUGGGUAUGAAGUGAAACCUUAAAAUAAUUUUUGUAACAUCCGCAACUGCUUCAAGUUCAGAUCAAAACAAAGAAACUCAAGAGGAACGGCCUAAAAACAAGCAAGAAGUUGCAACUCUCAAUAUACAAAGGUUUGAAAUUAUUCUAAAAGGAUCACUUUGAGGAUUUCCAAAACAGACGCAACCAACCACCAAAGAUACGCUGCUGCCUAUUGGAAUCGCGCCCAAGAGAAGCUGCACGACAGAGCCAAUACUGAGACGUCGGUAACCGAUCUGAAACCAGAAGUUUGUGCCUACUCGACAGCUUUGACAAAGCACAUGUCCCAACGCUGCUCCUAGCCUUCUUCCUCCUCCUCCUCCUCCUCCUCCUCCUCAUCCUCGCCACCAGCUCACCCCGGGGUGUGGAGCGAGCUUCUAUCUUCUCGUUUUUAUUUUCCUCUACGUCCCCUGAAGUCUCUCUCUUUCUCACCCUUGUUUCUUCUCCCUGCUGUCACAUCGCAAUCCCCCCCCCCCUCCCCAAGCAAGUGUUUUUGCACCUGCGUUUGCCUUUUUUUUUUUGCGACUUUUGUUCCAUCUCCUUUUUUUUUAUAUGCCUCAUGCAACUAUCUAGAACUUGUGCCAGAAACCUGUAACAAAAUAAGUGUGUGCGACCGUGUGUGAAGAGAUCUACAGUACAACUGUCCAAUCGUCCAGAACUACAAAGACCCAAGACGCAUAUCGAAGGGCUUGCGAGGGCUCCCCCUACUGUCAGAAAUGGAGCGAGGCAGCUCUGAGCCGCCAGUAGCCCGUAGCUCUGGCUCCGCCCCCUCGACCGACCCGGUACCAAUCCCCCGCUCCUCCUCCCUGUCAUGCCACGCCUACCCAGGAAGUAAAAAGCACAAGCGGACCCCGUUGUAUGAGAGAUCUAUGAGCUUUGACCCGGGCAUGCUCCACAACAACGGCCACACGGCCUUCGCCAACGGCUCGGCGCCCGGUCUGCGGGAGACGGGCGUGGUGGAGAAGCUGCUCACCUCCUACGGAUUCAUCCAGUGCUCCGAGCGCCAGGCCCGCCUCUUCUUCCACUGCUCCCAGUACAACGGCAACCUGCAGGAGCUCAAGAUCGGAGACGAUGUAGAGUUUGAGGUGUCUGCCGACCGGCGCACCGGCAAACCCAUCGCGGUGAAGCUGGUGAAGAUUAAGCCUGAGGUACUGGCUGAGGAACGCAUCGGGGGCCAGGUGGGGCCAGCACCGCACGCCUCUCCCUUUACUGUGCUGCAUGGUUAUAUUCAUCCAGUCGUCUCUGCCAUCCCAACCCACCUGGACGGGAAGGCGGCCCCCGGUCAGGCUCCCACCGGGAGCGUGUGUUACGAGAGAAACGGGGAAGUGUUCUACCUGACUUACACGUCCGACGACAUCGAGGGAAACAUGCACCUGGACACCGGCGACAAAGUCAGCUUCUACAUGGAGACCAACAAGCAAGCUUUGUCCCUUCCUGCCACCAGCACCGGUGCGGUCAGCGCCCACAACAUCCACCUGGUGAAGAAGAAGCAGACACGGUGCCAGGGGGUGGUGUGCGCCACCAAGGAGGCGUUUGGGUUCAUCGAGAGGGCCGACGUGGUGAAGGAGAUCUUCUUCCACUACAGCGAGUUCAAAGGAGACCUGGAGGACCUGCAGGCCGGGGAUGAUGUGGAGUUCACCAUCAAAGACCGCAACGGUAAGGAGGUGGCCACGGACGUGCGGCUGCUGCCCCAGGGAACGGUCAUCUUCGAGGACAUCAGCAUCGAGCAGUUCGAAGGAACCGUCCUCAAAGUGAUCCCCAAAGUGCCCACCAAGAACCAGAACGACCCCCUGCCAGGCCGCAUCAGCGCCCGGAUCGGCUUCGACAAGGAGCUGCUCUUCGGCGAGAAGGACACCAAGUCCAAGGUGACGCUGCUGGAGGGCGACCACGUGCAGUUCAACAUCUCCACCGACCGGCGCGACAAGCUGGAGCGCGCCACCAACAUCGACAUCCUCUCCGACACCUUCGGCUUCACCAAGGAGGCCCGCGAGAUGUGUCCGGCCGGGUCUUGUGUGUUGCAGGGGGUGAUCGCCGCCAUGCGCGACGGCUUCGGCUUCAUCAAGUGCGUGGACCGCGACGCACGCAUGUUCUUCCACUUCAGCGAGGUGCUGGAGGAGAGCCAGCUGCACAUCUCGGACGAAGUGGAGUUCACCGUCGUCCCAGACAUGCUGUCGGCCCAGAGGAACCACGCCGUGCGCAUCAAGAAGCUGCCUAAAGGCACGGUGUCCUUCCACACCCAGUCGGAGCAGCGCUUCAUCGGGACGGUGGACAAGGAGAUCAUGGCCACCACGCCCGCCAAGAACGUCAGCCCCAGCAAGGCCAAGGAGAAGGAGCCAGAGGAGGGUGUGAUUGCAUAUGAAGACUGCGGUGUGAAGAUGACGGUGUUGUACCAUGCCAAGGACCUAGAGGGCAGCAUCUACCCCCAGGCCGGAGAUAAGGUGGAGUUCUCCAUCAACGAGGUGAAGCGCACCGGGCAGCAGAGCGCCGUGUCCAUCAAGGUGCUGAACCGCACGGCCGCCAACGCCAAGCGUCUGCAGGGCUUCGUGGCCACGCUCAAGGACAACUUCGGCUUCAUCGAGACGGCCAAUCACGACCAGGAGAUCUUCUUCCAUUACAGCGAGCUGUGCGGCGACGUGGAGAACCUGGAGCUGGGAGACACGGUGGAGUACACACUGUCCAAGGGCAAGGGGAACAAAGUGAGCGCCGAGAAGGUCAACAAGGUGGCUGCAGUGAACGGCGUGGGCGAGGACGCCGGGGGCGGGGUGAUGCUGGGGAAGGUGGUGCGCCCGCUGCGCAGCGUGGACCCCACCCAGACGGAGUACCAGGGCCUCAUCGAGGUGGCGGAGGAAGGUGGCGCUAAAGGGGGCAACUAUCCGUUUGGCAUCAUGGGCAUGGCCAGCAAGGCGGACUGCCUCCAGAAGGGCGAGCUGGUGAAGUUCCAGCUGUGCACCGUGGUCCAGACGGGCCAGAAGAUGGCCUGCAGCGUGGUCCCCCAGAGGAGGGCCCUGGUGGAGUGUGUGAAAGACCAGUUCGGCUUCAUCACCUACGAGGUGGGGGAGAGCAAGAAGCUGUUCUUCCACGUGAAGGAGGUUCAGGACGGCCUGGAGCUGCAGACCGGGGACGAGGUGGAGUUCUCCGUCGUGCUCAACCAACGGACGGGCAAAUGUAGCGCCUGCAACGUCCGCCGCGUCAGUGAGGGUCCGAAGCCCGUGGUCACCCCCCGCCCUGAGCGGCUGGUGAACCGUCUGAAGAGCAUCACCCUGGACGACGCCAGCGCGCCACGCCUCGUCAUCGUCCGCCAGCCCCGCGGGCCAGACAACUCCAAGGGCUUCAGCGUGGAGCGCAAGACCCGGCAGCCCGGCGUCAUCGACUGAGAUCAGGCCUCGGCCCCGCCCCUGGCCCCGCCCCCUGCCACGCCCCACCCGGCUGUGCGACUAGAUUAAGAAAUGCUCCCCCGCCCCCCCCCCUCUCUUUAUCUGCUUGUAAAAAAUCCAACGCACAAUCCCAUGCUGCCGCGCCUCCACCCGCCUGGUUACUACCCGCCUGGUUACUACCCGCCUGGUUACCCGCUGAUCACCUGCUUGUUACCCGCUACCAGCGGCAGGGGGGUCCUCUCAUUCCACGUCUCUCCCCCCCCUCCCCCCUCCCUCCCCUGUGUGUGAUGUACUGCAGGGUACACAAGAUCUCUCUGACUGUUUGUGCGUGUGUGUGUGUGUGUGUGUGUGUGUGCGCGUGCAGGUGUGCUGUAUCCUACGAUUGGUCGUAUCGAGUAACGGAAGAUAUUUGUGUUUUUGUUCAGUUCUUGGGGGCGUCGCCCAAUCAAAGUGUCCGCCUUGGUUUCGUUUUGUUUAUUUUCCCUCGUUUUUAUUAGAUGUUUUUUUUUUUUGGGCUUUCCCUGGAAUUCUGCACCCGUGUUCUUUCCCCCGGACUUCCAUGUUGUAAGCGUGUGAGUUAUAGCAUGUGCAUCCCUCCCCCCCCCCCCCUUCAGCAUCCUGUGGUCCUGGCCGCGAUUGGCCCGGGCCGUUCUCCCUGGAGACAGGAAACAGGAAGUGGCCUGGCUGUCGGAGGUUUCCCAUCGUCUGCUCUUUCUUUUUUUUUUUCUCCGUCUUGCGUACGCUGGAGCGAGCGAGCCGAUCCCGGUUCUCUCCCUGCGGGCCGCUUUUCUGUUUUCCCUUUUUCGUUUCCGGAAACGU